This is a messenger RNA of Labeo rohita (rohu), 1752 nucleotides long. RefSeq lists its product as uncharacterized. The transcript has 8 exons. Bases 101 to 1309 code for a protein of 402 amino acids. NCBI's taxonomy places the organism in Eukaryota, Metazoa, Chordata, Actinopteri, Cypriniformes, Cyprinidae. The record is from RefSeq and is a predicted model, not a curated record.
CAACAUUCCAGAUUUUACCUUUUGUAUUGAUAAACUCAGCCACAUCGGAGAGAAAACGAACGGUUUUAAACAUAAUAUACAAGCAUAUUAUACGAGCGAAAUGUCUUUCAAAAAUGGACAGGCGGAAAACAUUAAGUUCCCCUGGUUUAAGGAACGGCUAAAGACGAAAUAUCUCAGGGAUCUAAGGCAAAAGCAGCAGUUAUCUGGGUCAUUAGACAGUCGCAAAUGGCGCUUUUUGUCCCAGGGCCUGGAUGAUUUUAGAGACGGUUACCCAACAGUCCAUAAAGAGCUCUUCACUCAGUGUAAGAGUGGACCCUCCCCAGCAGUCUUUGGCAUGCCGAAUCACGCUUGUUCAGUGAAGUUCCCAAAGAAAAGACUGAGUAAAAAUCAAGUGUGUUACUCAAAGCAGAAUCCCCAGAAUCAAGCUCAGCGUGAGUUCAUUGACGCUGUUGAAUACAAACUCAAACAACACCCUCUGGCCCUCUAUCCUCAUCUGGAGAGCGGUAUGACUCCUGAGCUAUUUGAUCAGGUGUUGUCAGUCCUGGAUCCUGAUAUGUGCAUGAAGGGAGAACUGUCCAUAACCUCUCCAUCCAAAAAAGUGGAGCAUCUAGAAAAAAGCAGCGCACAAUGUGAAAUCUCAACUCCGGAAACCAUAAAACCGUCCAUCACCAUCAAACCACAAAAGGAAAAAUGUAAAGAGGCCAGACCAAGAAAUCCUUAUAAAUGGCAGAAACUUAAAGAAACUUUGCGUGUCGAAGAUCAUAUGGCGAGUGUUAAACACCUGCACUCCGUAUUGCAAGAAGAUGACAAGCAGAUGAUUACCAAGCUCUUCUGUGAAUGGAUUACUUCACUGGAUGGAGAAACCAGUGAUUUGACAGAGUCAGCCAUCUUGGAUUUGUUUAAGAGUGACUAUGAAAAGAAACCCUCCUUGUCCCUACCUAUUAACAAGUCUGAUCCUAAUCAAGCUCCAAAACCAAAACUCUACAGCUCUGUGGAAGAACAUCAUAAAGACCAGAGUGUUGAAGAGUUGACUCAGGUCUAUAAACCCAAGAGAACCCAGGAUGCCAAUGAUCCUCUAAGAGAUAUCACAGGAAGCCUGGACUUUGAAGAACAGCUGAGCGAGAAGGGUGAGGAGCUAAAGCAGAUUCAUGGCAUUCAGGCAUUCAGAGAGUUCAUUAUCAACAAGGGAGUGAGAAUGCCAUGGUUUCUCAGUGCUGUCUUCCCUGAAGAUGAACAGAAGAACAGGAUCAGAAGCUCAAACACCGCAAGCUCCACAUCAUCGUCAUCUAAAGGGAGAGCUGUCCAUUAAGAUCUUUAAAUAGUACUCCCUUAUGUUGUUUUAUUGAACAUCACUUCACACAUUCAUGCAUCAGCUGCUGAGUGCAGUCCCCCAGACUACAAUUUUUGUGAUCAAAGCAACAUUUUACCCCAGGCCAGAUUUCUGUAUUAUGUUGUUUUACGAUCAAAAAAAUAAAGCUAGGGCGUAUUUGGCAUGGUUCUCUCUUCCUCUAGUUUUCUUCAUUCAUUCAUAAACUUUUCACUGAAAAACAAACACUGAUUUCUCAGCACCCUGGUGGGAAUUACAAGGGCUUUCUAAGGAUUUUUAGGUAAACAGGCUGAAGUCUCUCAAGGCUCUCAUGUAUUCUGCCAUGCUAAUGAGCUGCACUUGGCUAAGUUCUACAUUGUCUUCUAGUGCUUUUUUUCCGUGUUUAAGUGCUAUAUUUGGGUCACCAGUGCAUCUGUCAACCCAAA